Molecule: messenger RNA, 1214 nt
Organism: Pseudomyrmex gracilis
Lineage: Eukaryota; Metazoa; Arthropoda; Insecta; Hymenoptera; Formicidae
Exons: 2
Source: RefSeq, a predicted model, not a curated record
UUUCCUUACUGCGCACUUUCUUUCCCCUCCGCGUUUCAACCCCUCGACGACGCCGCGCUAGCUACAUGGACGCGGUGGUGGUUAACAGAUUGUCUAACCGUCAUCGGAGAGAAAGAAUCAAUGUCAAGAGACGUUCGAAGUGAUUGAUAAUAAAAUUGAUCUCGUAAAUUUCUCAAUGGAAUCGACUGGUGCGGUGACCUGUCGACGGUGCCGAUCUUCGGCCACGGUCGACUGAUAACUCGCGCGCGCGGACGGGUAAUCGUUUGUCUCGCGACACGCCCACGAAGUCUCUCGCGGUCCGCGCGCAAUUACAAGAAGCCACUGACAAACCACGCAUCGGACAACGAGGAAAGAUGCGCAAAGAAGUCUUCGAGUGGUGGUUAUCGUUGUCGCCGCAUUGACGAUCGGACCCUCCGUUUGUUCGCACAUAUAGAAAGAGAAAACGACUAACGGGAGAGCCAGAGAGAGGCUGCUUCGCGCGCGAUAAUAUCGUCGGGAGGCGAGAAGAAAUGCGAGCGAGGCGCGACGCUGCUUGUCUGCUUUUGCUCUGAAUUUGCGAGGAGCGCGAGUACACACAUAUAUCUUUUGUCGGGAGAGGAACUUCCGAAAAGACGACGGCGUGAAGAUGAAGUCUUCGGCCGUGUGUUACACAUUUUGCGGCGCGACGUUCGACGAAGAACAUAAGAUGAGCACCGUUGCGUCUCCUUCUGCAUCGGAAGCUUCUACCACUUGCCACUGCCAUUUCUCCUCGCCGAUCCGCGACGGAUUUGAUGACGAACACGGCGUGUUUUCGUUACCGACGUCGAGGUCAACGACGGCGCCGUGCGACCUUUGCGAGCGUCUUCGUGGUCGAACGGGCGGACGUUUUGACUUGGUGAACUCGACCAGGACAGAGGACGGUCUCACGACAAACGGUUUCCGGUCGUUGAGGCGAAAACACGAGAACUUUAUGUCAGCGAGUGACGCGAUCGUCGAGAAACGCGACAGAACUUCGAGGUGCGAACGAGUUCCACUCUACGAAUCGUCUGCGAGAUGCGCUUCGAGCGUCGUGCGGUGGAAUUUCGCGAUCAGAUUCUGGGACAGAUGGACGAUCACGGAGUUGGAACGAAAGUUCCUCUGGAUCGUGUUCCUGAUACUCGUGAUAAGUUCCGACUUGGCAUCGGCGCAAGAUCGCAGAUCUUACAAUACCAUCGGUUCCAACGCGACAACCAGAG